Molecule: messenger RNA, 14313 nt
Organism: Bathycoccus prasinos
Lineage: Eukaryota; Viridiplantae; Chlorophyta; Mamiellophyceae; Mamiellales; Bathycoccaceae
Product: ankyrin repeat protein
Exons: 1
Coding region: 1-14313 (4770 amino acids)
Molecular function (GO): protein binding
Source: RefSeq, a predicted model, not a curated record
AUGUCCUCGUUCUUUUACACAGAAGUCCCCGAGGAGAUUCAGGAGCGGCGAGAUUUAUGCGCGUUGAUUCGCCUGUGUGAAGAAGGUGGUGGUGAUGAAGCGUUGGAUGCGUCAAAUUCGUCGGAAAAGAUGAUUUCCUCUUUGCUCGAGAAGAAACCGUCGCUGGUUUCGAUGGAGAUGCACGGCGUGACGCCGUUACUCGCCGCAACUUUUGCGAAUAAUUUAAAACUGAUCGAUGUUUUGUGUCAAUUUGCCGAACAUCACGGCGAAGGUGGCGAAGGUUUCGUGGAGUACGAAUCCAUCGCGAACGACCAGACGGCACUGAUCGCUGCGAGCGCGAUGGGGUACGAAAAAGCGGUGAAAAAAUUGUGCGAAGAAUACAAAGCGGACGCGAAUAGAAUCACGAAAAUCGGAGGGAGAACGGCGAUGAUGGCAGCGUGCGAAAACGAUAAACCAGAGAUUGUGGUUUUAUUGAAGGAGAAGUUCGGGGCGGAUGUGAAUUUGGAGGUGCGGAAGAGUUCGCGCGUUCGAGACGACGACGACGACGAAGAAGAAGAAGAAGAACUUUUUUACUCGAACGCGACGUUACACGCGUGCGCGAAUAACUCCGUGGCAUCUAUACACGCUUUGCAUCAUUGCGGUGCCAAUUUGGAUUUUGAAAACGAGAAAGAGCUGUUUCCUAUUUUAGUAGCCAGUCAAAGCGGAGCGACGGAAGCGGUAGAGGCGUUGGUCGCGCUCGGCGCGGAUGCCAACGCGUGGGGGAUGACGACGGGCGUGUCGCCGCUAUUGGUUGCGGUUAUGGCGAAAGAUGAAAAGACGGCGAAAGUUUUAGUCGAACAAGGAAAGGUGGAUGUGAACGUGUGCGGUCCGUUAGGACGGACCAUCUUUUGCGAAUCCGCCGCGCGAGGCGACGUGGACGCGAUGAAGUUAUGUAGAAAACUCGGAGGACGAUUGACGUUGGAAACGCACACCGGGAGGACGCCGUUACACGACGCUGCGGUUUUUAACAACGCAGAAGCAUGCGCGUGGUUGUGCGAACGCGGUGCGAGAGUAGAUAGGGAAAACGCGCUCGGCGAAACGGCCAUGUCCGAAGCGGCGUUGCACGGCGCCGCAGACGCCAUGCGGUUUUUGAAAGCCAAAGGCGGGUCGGUAGAUUUUGAAACGAGCACGGGCGUGAUGCCGAUUUUAAACGCGAGUUUGAGCGAGCACACGACGAAGGCGUUGAAGUUCUUAGUUACGGAGUUGAAAGCAGAUCCGAAGAAACGCAACAGAUUUGGUGAAAGUUGUUUGACGGUCUGUUCGAGAGAAAACAACGUGAAGGGAAUUAAAGCGUGCGUGGAAGUUUUCGAUAUGAACGUAAACGACGAUAACGAAGGCACGGGCGAGUUACCGUUAGUUUCUGCAGCGAGAGGAGGUGCAAUCGACGCCGUUUGGAAGUUGUGCGAGUUAGGUGCCGACGUGAAUAAAAUUGCCAAGAAAACAAAUGAUUUCGCGCUCGGCGUGGCGGCGAAAAACGCGUUUUGGCGCGUUUGCGCCGAGUUGUAUAAGAAAGGCGCGGAUGUGUUUUUAGAAAACGCUAUUCACGAAACACCGUUACACUGCGCGGCACUGAGCGACGACGAAGAUACGAUUGCGUGUUUGCUCGGCCAGUGCGGUGCUGUGGUUGAUCAUCAAAACGAACUCGGAGAAACGGCGUUAUAUUUUGCCGCUCGAGGGAAUAAAGUAAACGCUACGCUGGCAUUGUUGUCGCACGGCGCUGCGGAUGGCUUGACAACACAUGAGUCUGCUUACACGCCUUUGAUGAUUGCUAUUGAAAACAAAAAUAUCGAAUGCGUGGAGGUUUUGCUAGAAGCUGGAGCGAGCGCUCUACAAGUAGACGCGACGAACGAAACGGCUGCGAUGAAAGCCGCGAGAGCGCAGAAUUGCGACGCGUUGCGAAGGAUCAUCGAAAUUGUAGACACCGAAUCCGAUUUGCACAAGUAUUUAUCCAUUGAAUCUACGACUGGUGAAACAGCGUUAACUAUAGCGGCCAAAUUGAAUUACGUGGAUGUUGUAGAAGUUUUACUCGACGUCGAUGCGACUUUGUUGACACAAGAAACGACCGCGACUUCGCAAACGGCGUUAGUAGCCGCCGUGGACGGAGACGCAGUUACGACGUUGGAGUUUUUCUUCUCUCGUCUGCUCACUGCGGGUGACGAGGGCGACGCCACGUUGAAGAAAAUUGCAAAAGAUAUCGUCGACUACGAAAAUAAAGUUGGACAUACGGCGUUAAUUAAAGCGUGUUUGCUCGGCCACCAGGAUUGUGCGCGAGUUCUACUCGACGCAAACUUGUGCGAUGUGAACCGAGAAUCUCGAGUACCAGCUGGCGAGGCGAGCAUCACGUUGACGCCACUUCUUGCCGCAAUUGAAGGUAAAAACGCGCGUCCGAUUGUAUCCGGUUUGUUCGAGAAAGGAUGCGAUAUCAAUUAUACGAACCGAGAUGGGGUUACCGCUGUCAUGCACGCAGCGAGUUUAGGCCGGACGCAAAUCAUCGUUUCCCUCGCCGGCUACGGCGGCGAUGUGAAUCAAGCGACGCUAAAGUCGAUGAGCGAAGAAACUCGAUCAUCGAGUGUAGAAGAAGUAAAAGCGAUCAAAAUAGAAGAACCAUCGACGAGUGAGCAGCGCUCAGUUUUGCCAAAUGUUUCACGAAACUCAGCUUUAAUCGCUGCUGUUUUGAGCAAAAGUUACGAUAUCGUUGAAUCUCUGAACCGUUCGGUCGCAGAGCGCGACGUUGAAGUAAACAGCACAACUGCGCUCAUUACCGCCGUUGAAAACGCAGUAGAUGAAAAGAUGGUCAAGUUACUCGUAACACUCGGUGAAGACCCGGCGUUUGAAACCAGCGAUGGUCGCACGCCGUUAUCCGUGGCUUUUAUGAGUGGAAAGUAUGACAUUGCAAAGUUUUUGUUGAAGCAACAAUCGAAAACGCGAGGAAAAUUGAACAUCGACUCGCAAAAUCGUGACGGCUUGACAGUUCUGUCCAUUCUCACUUUAGCUGGGAAGAACGAUAGUAUCAGAGCGAUAUGCGCGAUGCCUUUCAGUGCUAAUCCGAAUCUUGUAGAUAGAAAUGGUCGAACGGCUUUGACCUUAGCGGCUCGAUAUGCGAACGAGGCUAGAGCUGGACCGUUUCCGUGCGUCUGGCGCAACGGCGAUAAAACCCUUCGAGUUGACCCGAAAACGACGUUUGAAGCUCUCCUUUCAGCAGGCGCUAAGCUUGAUCAAGAAACACCGUUACCGCACGCGUAUAGCGUGAUUCAUGAAGCGGCAAAGUAUUGCAAAGACAAAAAUACGAUUAGUAUUCUGAUCGAAUUAGGCGCCGAUCCGAACGCGAUCGAUAGCCUCGGGUUCACGCCGCUCAUGAGGGCGGUAGAAUUCGGGAAUCUCGCCGCGUGUGAGGGGUUGUGCGAACAUCCGAAGACGGAGAAAGAUAAAGUUUUACCUAGAAAAGAUGCGAGAAGAACGUCACAAGGAAUGGAGUGCGCCGCAUCGCAUUCCGCUUUAACUUUAGCGGCUACGGUGGACGAUCCGAACAACGUCGUCAAGAAAUUGCUCGAUCUCGGGUGCGAUUACGAACGCGAAACACUCGAUGGUGAUAUCGCCAUUUACUUUGCCGCGAAUGGUGGGAAUUUAAGUGCCAUUUGUGCGCUACUCGCCACUCAAACCAUGGCCAAGAAAAGCUUACACGCUACGAUUCUUUGUCGAAUCGCGUCUGGAGAUGCAUCGGCGGCGGAGCCGUGUCGUACAAUGCUCUCGUUCCCUAACACCAUCGAUAGUGAAGUUGAGUGCCCAAUUCAAAAGCAAACUGCGAUUGUUUCUGCGUGUUUUAACGGUCACGAAGAGAUCGUGCAGGCUUUAGUAGAAUCUGGAGCGAGAUUAGAUAGUUUUGGGUCGAACGGCAUUGUGCCAAUCGUCGCGGCUAUUCGCCGAAAGCGACAUUCGCUCGUGAACUAUCUCAUUUCGAAAAAAUGCGAGAUUAACAUGAUACCUACUGCGUUUGAAUCGCCUUUGAGAGCUGCCGUAAAAGGGGACGAUAGCGUGUCUAUAAACGCUUGUUUAAACGCAGGUGCAGAUAUUGAAGAGAUUGAUGCGGCUGGUUUAUCGUUGCUUCAAGAGGCGGGUCGAUUAGGUAAUAUUUUUGCGCUAAAAACGCUCAUCGCUCGCGGCGCGGCGGUGAAUAAGGAAACGCCUCUUGGCUCGGCGCUCAUCGUCGCCUCGCUUGCAAAACAAAUUGAAUCUAUCGAAGUGCUGAAAUCUUUUGGAGCAAGAUUAGACGCGGAGACGUCUAACGAUGAUGUAGUCCAAAUAGUCGCGGCGACGGUGAACGAUUCUGAACUUCUGCGGAAGCUGAAUCAGCUCGGUGCGACGAUGAACUUUGAAACCAGAGAUGGGCGAACGCCCUUGAACGUCGCUUCGCGAGAAGGAAACGUCGAUGCCAUCACAACUGCUUUAGAUUCCGGAGCGACCGUAGAUUAUGAAAAUAGAUUUGGUGAAACCGCUUUAGUGUUCGGUAUUCACGCUGAGCGCGAGGAAACGUGCAAAAUUUUGCUCGAGCGAGGAGCCAACAUCAAUUUUGAGAACACAAAAGGCGAGACCUUUUUAAUGAUGGCGGCUAAGGAGAACGACGUGAAAAAAUGCGAACGAUUGGUCAGCAAGGGCGCAUUGAUUGAUAAAGUGUCUAAUAAGCACGGAUUCACCGCGCUCAUGCGCGCAGCUGAAUUUGGAUCGGUCGAUGCCGCAAGAUUUUUAAUCGACAAAGGGGCGAAGCUCUACGCCGAAGCGACGAAAGGGAGAAACGCGCUUUCUGUGGCGCUGGAAAAGGGCGAAGUUGAAAUUUUAAAACUUCUCGCGCGCGCUGGCCACGAAAUCGAAGCGGAAAACUCGCAGAGACUCACGCCGCUCUGCGUGGCAUCUGCCAUGGGUGAUUUACGCGCAAUGGCGUGUCUGUUAGACCUUGGCGCAAUCGUCAAUAAGGAAUCUUCAGCCGGCGUGACACCGCUAUGCGCCGCGAGUGAAAAGGGGCGUGUGGAUGCUAUUCACUUACUUUGCGAUCGUGGUGCUGCUCUUGACUACGAAUGUGAAGUGUCGGGCGUGACUGCGCUCAUCAUGGCUGCGAAGAACGGUCGUCCGGCAGCUAUUAGGACACUCGUCGAGCGCGGCGCGAGUGUCGACUUGGAAUCGUUCAAAUUAGGAAUGACUGCGCUCGGCGCAGCCGCUAUAUCUGGCGCAUUUUCUUCCGUACACGCUUUGAACCAAGUUAACGCGAGCGUGAACUAUGUCGGAGAAUCGAACGGGAAAACUGCGCUCAUACACGCAGCGGAAUAUGACGACCCGGAAGCCAUCUCCGUGUUAUUAGAAGUGAACUGCGCGAUUGAUUUUGUCUCUGGAUUUGGUGCCAGUAACCGUCACUGCGCGCUGACUGCUGCGGCAAAAGUUGGCGCCUUGAAAUCGCUUCAAUUCCUUCUCAACAACAGUGCGAAUUCAUCCGUGGAACCAACGAUUGGUCGAACUGCGCUCAUUGAGGCUGUCGACAAUAAUCAACUAGAAGCGGUUGCGUUCUUGGCGACAGCUCUGAAAGAGAAAGAUUACGAAACCUCCGCGCGAUACACCGCUUUAGUUAAAGCCGCAAUGAAUGAAAAUAUAGAGGCAAUCAAAGUGUUGAGAAAGUGUGGUGAAGACAUGAACUAUGAAACCUCCACUGGAGAUACAGCUUUGAUCGUUGCCUCUCGACUUGGGAACGUGGCGAUGGUUGAAGAGCUUCUGGUACCUUCUGAUGACGAAAGUUUAUCUAACGAGGCCACUAAAACGGACGUCUGUCGAAGAGUGAGUGCCGUCGAUUACGAGUCUGUUAGGAACGGCGAGACUGCGUUGAUUGCGGCUACUUUGAAUAAUCACAUAGAUUGUAUCAAAUUUCUUCGUCGCGAAGGUGCCGUUUUCGACCGCUUCAACCACCGCGGAUGCACCGCGCUUUUCACUUGCUGCGAAUCGCAAGAUACCACAGUCGAGGUUCUUGAGUCUCUCUUAUCGAACGGUUGCAGUGCUGACGUUCGACGCAACGGUACUGAAGCAUCGCCUUUGUUCAGCGCCGCGGAAAGUGGGAGAAAUGAUUUUGUUUCCUUAUUGAUUCAACGAGGGGCGGAUAUCGAGCACGUCGACUCAAAGACUGGUUUGAAUGCGCUCGCUGUUGCGAUUCAAAACGACCGCAUUUCCGUAGUCCAAACUUUAGUAGAUGCAAACGUGAACGUAGGUUUUGAGUUACGCUCAGGGGAAACUGCUUUGACACUAGCCGUUCGUUUUGGACGCGCGACCAUUUUAGAAAUCUUAGUAAGCGCAAAGAGAAAGUGCGACGUGAACAAAGAAACGUCCACCGGCAUAGUGCCCUUGCAUUUAGCCGCAUCGACGGGAAGAUUCGAAUGCGUAGACGUUCUCGCCAAAGCAUACGAAGCUGAUGUAAACUUUGAGUCGAAGAUCUUCAAAGAAACGGCGUUGAUUUGUGCCACCAAAAGCGGCAACUCGGAGAUGUGUAGGCGACUCGUCGAAUCUGCAGGCGCGGAAGUAGAUUUUGUGACUAAAUCAGACGGUCUUUCCGCACUCAUGGUAGCCUGCUCCAUCAACGAACCUGAUGUUAUUAGAACCUUAAUUGAUCUCGGGGCGGAUCCAGAACUUGAAGAUGAGAUAGUUUCGAAGCAAACGGCGCUUCAAGCUUGCGUGAAAGCGAGUGCGAUUGAUAGCAUUGUCGCCUUGAUUGAGUGUGGCGCUGAUCCAAACUUCGAAGCGUCUUCCACUGGAUUCACGGCACUUCUCACUGCCGCGGAGUUGAACUUGCCGCGGUGCUGUAAAACACUCGUCGCACUCGGCGCCGAUCCGAACUACGAGACGAAGGCUCGUGGUUUCACUGCGCUUACGAUUGCGGCAGCCUCCGCUUCGCAUGACGCCAUUAAACAUUUGAUUGCCUUGGGUGCAUCGGUAAAUAACGAAGACGCUAAGUACGGGCGCACGGCAUUGAUUUCUGCCGCUAUUGGCAUCGAAGACGAUGAGUUAUGUGCUGCGACGUGCGAGUUGCUUGUCCAAGAAAAUGCACAAAUCGAUCUUGAGGCGAACUUCGCGAUGUCGCCGGAGAUGUCCAAAAGACCGCAAACUGCGCUCAUGAGCGCAGCUGGAAGCGCAAAGUACAGAACGAGGGAAUUAACUAUGCGUAGACUCGUAUUUCUUGGCGCAAAGCUCAACUUUGAAACCGUGGAAGGCGGCACUGCCGUACUCUUUGCUAGCCUCGAGAAGAAUUUCGAAAACCUAGACAUACUCGUCAAGGCUUUGGGUGCCGACGUCGACCUUGAGAACAAGUUCACGUUGACUCCGUUAAUGUCGUGCUUAGAAUACGAUUUAUACGAAUCAUGCGCGAAACUGUUAAAGCUUGGCGCAGAUCCAUUGAAGGAAAACCGCCUCGGACAUCACGCCAUGUCUGUCGCGGCGAAAUGCGACUCGAGAUCGUCAAUCUUGUGCUUACAAAAGGAUUUCAAGCUUGACGUAGAUGUGCCGUCAAAGAUGACAGGCGAUCGACCGUUGGACGUGGCCGUGAACUUUGGCGCGAGAGAUGCGACGAAGUUGUUACUUUCCUUGGGCGCCGACGUGAACGCGAUAAAUCCGAUCACGCACGAGACGGCUUUGAUGCACGCGGCAAAAUCUGGUCAGCUCGGAUGUUUAGGGCUCUUAUUGCGUCAGCCACAUUCUGCAAAAACUAAGCUCGUGAACGUAAACGGUGAUACUGCGUUGACACUCGCUGCUACUCAUGGUCGUUUAGAUUGCGUGAACGCUCUGAUUGAGAAGCUCGAAGAGGCCAACGAGGUCUUGCACGAAACGAAGAAUGGGGACACGGCGUUGACGCUUGCAAUUGAAAAUGGUCACGAGAAGGUCGUUUCGAGUUUGUGCUUGGAUGGCAAGGCGCGAAUCGAGUACGAAUCGAAUUCGGGGAAGACUGCGUUGAUCGCGGCGGUGUCUGCGGAUCGCCCCGAAAUGAUUCGAUUACUCGCAUCACUUUCCUCGAAGCAAAAGAAACAAGGCAGUGCGAAUGAAGCUUCUCUCGAUUGCGUAGAUUACGAAACGACGCGAAACGCACCGGAAUUCGUCAAAGCAUUGCAUUAUGCCUCUUUGAUGCAUCGUCGUAACGCGUGCAUUGAAGCGCUCGUAGCUGUUGGUGCCAACGUGGACGGUGAACUAUCGAGCGACUUCUCUGCUAAAUAUGGCAACUACACGCCGUUGAUGUGCGCUGUGUUAACAGACAAUGUCUUGGCAAUAUAUCAGCUCACCAAACUGGGCGCCAGCAUCAAUCACGAAAAUGCCGCGGGUUUAUCGCCGUUGAUGUUAGCGUGUGAAAAUCGUAAUGAAGGCGUAUACUUUGCUUUGCUAAAAAAAGGAGCGAAUCCUCGUUUUGAGACCCGCUUAGGUAAAAACGCACUCGUGGCGUCAUUCGCGCCCGACAACAGCGAAAUGUUAGAACUCAUUUACCACUCGCUCGGUUCCGUGCGAGAUGAAGAGUCCAUCAUUACCGGUGCUACACCUUUGAUUCACGCGUUGAAUUCUCCGUACUGCAUGGAAGCGGUUCCGACACUCUUACGUCUCGGCGAAAACAUUGAGCACGAGACACGAGACAGCCGCACGGCUCUCAUCGCUGCUGCCUUAUCCGGUGUCACUGAUCGCGUCGCUUUAUGCUUACGAAACGGUGCAAAAGCGAAUCAAGAAACGCGUACAGGCGCAACUGCUAUGUCUGCGGUGAUUAAAAAGCUUGGUAUGCCUAUUCAAAUGGCUACAGAGGAGUCCUACCAAGACGAUAUCAACGGCGAGAAUGUCUUGAAAUUUCUACUUACCAACGCCAUCGAUAAAGCGAACGUGAAUCACGAGAACAAGAACGGUGUAACUCUGUCUAUGUUUGCCGCGCGCGCAUUUUCGAAUAAUCCUCGAGUUCUCGCGUUACUCCUCGAUCACGGAGCGGACAAAAACGUCGAAAGUUCGAAAGGGUCGACGCUUUUGCUGGAUGCGCUUCAGUUUGGCUGCGACGAUGCGGUGGAUUUGUUGAUUGUCGAAGGUGUUGAUGUAAAUUACGAAACUCGCAAAAAUACCGCGGAAGUGUUGACGCCAUUAAUUUUAGCCGCCAAGCGUGGUUCCGUGUUUCAAAUCGAGCAACUCUUAGCGGCUGGAGCUGACAUUAAUUACGAGACAAAGGCUGGAGAAACUGCGCUCAUGGCGGCGGUUUCAGCAUCACGAGCCGACCACGUGUCCGCGUUGAUGUCCAUCGGUAAUGCAGAUGCGAAUUACGAAGUUAAACAUGGAAAGACGAAAGGUGAUACCGCUAUUGUUCUAGCUGGUCGUUUAGGUCACAAGGAUGUCAUUCAGCGUUUGAUUUCUUCUCACAACGUCGAUCCGUCGCGAGGCUUGAGCGAUAAGACGACGCCGCUUAUCCGCGCGGUGGUUGAUGAGGAUGCCGACGCGGUGAAGCACAUGCUUCUUGCCGGUGUCCCUAUCAACGUCGAAAGCGCCGAAGGUUACACACCUCUCGUUGAAGCUGCGAAGAAGCCGUCUCGGAUGCGCUGCUUGGAGGCUUUGUGUGACUUCGACGCGUCCAUCGUCGAUUUUGAAACGAGUCGAGGCUUUUCAGCUCUACACGAGGCGUGUAAAGUCGGUAACGAAGAAGCUGUACUCGCCAUGUGCUUGAAAUACGGUGCCAAUUCGAACAGAGAGAGUGCUCGAGACGCGACAACACCGUUGAUGACGGCUGCAGAAUACGGCCAAGUUACCGUUGUGGAAACGUUAAUCAAGAAGUGCUCUGCAGAUGUCAAUCGAGAAACAGUCGCAUCGAAACACACGGUAUUUACGCAUUGCGCCUUCAGAGGUAAAACAUCUGCAUUUUCUGCGUUGGUUUCCAACGGUGCGCUCGUCGACAGAGAAACACAAGAUGGACGCACUGCUAUUUUGUACGCCAUAGCGAGAGAUGACGCGAAGACGGUCGAAGCGCUUGUGAAAGUUGCCGGCGCAGACGUCGAGUUUGAUUCCUCCUUGGGCGUUACGCCACUCGCCGGCGCGGCGACGGCGAAUAAACCGAAAUGCGUCGAAAUGUUGUUGAGUCUUGGCGCUAAGCCGUUGAAAUCGUCCAGGUCGAACAAGGUUCCCGUUUUACAAGCCUGUUUGAUGGGUUCGAUUGAAGCUAUGAAAGCUUUACCGUCCGGCGCGGGGUUUUGGGACUCAGAUCCUCUCGGUAACGGCGAGACGCCGUUAUUCUGUGCCGCGCAAAAAGGAAAAGAUGUCGCAAAAGUUGCCAUCGCGUGUGGAGCGACCAUUUCGUACGAGCCAAAGAGUACGAAACGGACGGCACUCGCUAUGGCUGGGACUAUUACGAAACGAUCGCGAGCUUUUGACGCCUUAGUCGCUUUGGGUGGCGUCGCGACGAGCGUUUGCGGAAGUGGCGAAACGGCUUUGGAUGUUGCGUUUGCGAACAACUGCGAUUGGUGCGCGCCAAAUAUUCUAGUCUACACGGCGAGUGCAAGCGACCCGAGCGGUGACGUCAAUUACGUUUCAACGAUGUCAAAUGAGACGGGGUUGAUGUACUGCUGCCGUCGCGGCCUAGUAGAUGGUGCGAAAGCUUUAAUCAAACUUCCCGGUAUUGAUGUGGACUACUCCGCGGCGAAAACUUCACACAGAACGGCGUUAAUAGCGGCGUGCGAUAGAGUUGAGAAGUCGUCUCUCGCGAACGUCGUCGGUGGUGACAUCGAAAAUGCCUUGCAAAUAAUCGAUGUUCUCGUCAACGACGCGCGAGCGGACGUCGACUUUGAAACCGAAACCGGUGAAACAGCGCUCAUCGUUGCCGCGAUGAAUAACAACGACAACAUCAUCCGCAAACUCGUCGACGUUGGCGCAAACGUGAAUCGAGAAAACAAGUUUGGUAUUUCUGCGUUUUCGGCGUCAAUUGAAGCUUCUGCAGAUGCCGCCGGCGCUUUACUCGUUGAACUCGGCGCCGACGCGCAUGCCGGUGAUAAGAUCAGUCACGAUACGCCGUUAAUACGAGCCGUUCGUAUUGGCGACGUCGACGCGGCGAACUACAUCUUGGUGAAAACCAAGGCUGAUCCGAACGUAGAAACGGAAGUCAGCGGCGAAAUCGCAUUACUCGUUGCGUGUAGAAAUGUCGACGUAUCCAUGGUGAAACUGUUACUCAACUCAGGUGCCGAUGCGAGCCAAAAAAGCUCCGUGACUCGUCUUUCACCUCUGGAAGCGCUGUGUACUUCGAGCUCUUCGACGGAGAAAGCUGACGACAUGAAGAAUAUCGUAAACAUGCUUCUCGCGACUGAAAUUGUUGAUCCAAGUGCCAUCGAUAAAGUGACGCUCGAAACACCGUUGAUGGUUGCGGCCAAACAUGGCGACGCACUUGGCGUCGAAUGUCUCAUCAAACACGCGAAAGUCGACGUGAACGACGAGCGCACCGGUCGCACGGCAUUGAUCAGAGCGUGCGGGUGUGGUGACGUCGCCGCGCCGGCUGUUGAAAAGCUUUUACAGUUGGGCGCGGACGCGACAUUAGACGUGACGCUCGAAGAAGGGAAGACUACUCAAGUCGAGAAAAUCGGUGACACCGCGGUGCACUCCGCGGUUCGAUCGAAAUCUAACGCGAAGAUUUUCAUCGCGCUCGCUUCUCUCGGCCAAAACGUCCUCAACGUUGAAUCUUCCGAUCAAGACGGCUUGACGCCUUUACAACUCGCCGCGUCUUUGAAUAGAAACGAUGCCAUGUCGCAUCUCAUCGCGGCCCAUACAAAAGUCGACGCCGAAUCUCGAAUCAACGAGCACACGGCGCUGACGUAUUGCGCGGACACGGACAACGCGACUGCCAUGAUACAUUUGGUUAAAAAAUGCGGCGCCUCGGUCGAUAACGAAACUUCCGCGCACGAGACGGCGUUGACGGUUGCGUUGAAAUCUGAAAAAUGGCGAAAAGUAACGGACGCGUUGAUGAAUAACCUCAACGCGAGCGCGACUUUGGAAACAUCCGUUGGGGAUUCCGCGGUUUCCGUCGCGUUCGACUCCGACGACGAAGAUAAAAUUUUAAAAGUCCUGCGCGACGGGAAAGUUGACGUGAACAAGUAUCCGUUCACGACUGCGGGAGAGACCAUGUUCGGCAUGUGCGCCAGACGAAACUGCGCUCAAGCCAUCUCGACGAUUUCUAAAUUCAAAGACACAGAAUUUACGAACAUUGACCUAAACUUAACUGAUGCUACGUCUGGGAACACGGCGCUUUGCCUCGCCGCGGCUUUAGGCCACAGCGAGGUUGCGCGAGCCUUGAUUCUCGACGCAGGCGCGGACGCUUCGUACGCUCCGAGUGAAAACGGCAAAGUCGAUCCGCUCUGCGACGCGUGCGCGGCGUGCCCAAUUGACAAGUUACUCGCGACGAUUAAAGUUUUGAUUGAGAUUGGUAAAGUAAACGGAUCGUUGUCCAAAACUGAAGCCGGAUGGACUCCGUUGAUGCUCUUGGCGGAUCGUCCAAAUGAUUUUGAAGGCGUGGACGAGAACGUCGCGAGCGCCAUCAUUGAUUACUUGGUUGACCAAGGCCAGUGCGAUCCGACGAAAGUGUUUGACGAUAAUGGCGCACCCAGCGGGUACCACGCGUUUUCUUGGAGUCAACUUCGAAAGAAUCUCGUCGUUAGAGAUGCGUUAUCCAAAUACUAUCGCGAAGGCGGCGGUACCGAAAGGAAAGAGAAGACCUCCGUCGGGGCGAAAAAUAACGUCUCGGAUAUCACCGCUUUGCGUAAUUUUUUCAACGCCAUCGCGAAGGACGAUUCCGAAACCGUCGAUGGUUUAUUGGCGGUAGGGACCGUUCGCGACGCGAGCGUUUCUUUAGUUCUCGACGACGACGACGGAUCGAGUGAACGAGUGAAGGCUAUUUUACACGCCGUUCGAUCUGGAGCGAAUAAGUCCAUCAAAGUUUUGGCCAAGCACAAGUGCAAUCUCGACGGAGACGGCGCGACGAUUCCGAUCGUCGAAGCGACGUUUCUAGGUAAACUCGACGUCGUCAAAACGUUGGCAUCAGUUGGUGCGAACGUGGAUUUGUGCUCAAAAACGCACGAAGGCGCGAACGCGUGCUCCAUGGCUGCCUUAAUCGAUCGAGACGACAUUUUGCGUCUCUUGUGCCAAGACUUCAAAGCAACUUUGAACGCUGCGAACUGCGAGAGUAGUUUCGACACGUGCACGUUUCAAACUUCUGCAGACCGAUUACAAUUAUCACCGUUGAUGUAUGUCGCCACGCGCGAUAAAGGUGCGGCCAGUCGUAGACACGCGUUGGAAUGUCUCGUGAACAGAGGCGCCGCUGCCGAUUUUGAAGCGCCGGAAUCCGGCGAAACCGCGUGCACGCUCUUGGCGAGAUUGAACAGAUCGGAGGUCAUAUGCGAACUCGCCGUGGUUUCUAAAAUCAACGCCAACCGUGAAUCGACGUUGUUAGCCUUUACCCCGUUGAUUGCAGCGGCGGAAAACAACUGCGAAGACGCCGUACGAAUUAUUUUGGAACACUUGAACGCGUCUCUCCAUCUCGAAAACUCGCGAGGCGACACGGCGAUUCUCGCCGCCUGCCGAAACGGAUCCGUCGGAGCAUUGAAAGUGUUGUUGGAACAUGCCGCGCAAAAGUCAAGCGACGAUAUCUUUUCCGUCGACGAUCGAGGCAAAAUCUUACUCAACAACUCCUACGGCGUGCACCCGAUCAUCGCCGCCUCUAUGGGCGCGAGCAAAACUUCCAAAAACGCCUUUGAAGGCGUCUUGGACGUCUUGAAACGUAACGAGAAAAUAUUCGCGUUCGACCCAAACUGCGAAGCGUUCAACGGGCAAACCGCGUUGACCACUCUAUUCGUGGACAACCAACCUCAACCAGGCGACGAUCACGCAAUCAACGAACUGCGAAAGAAAGCUAAAGUGCUUCUCCGCUUCUCGGCCGACGCGUCUCACGAAAACGCAUUCGGUAAAACCUCCCUCGACGUCGUCGUCGAAAACGACGACUUUGUCGGUGCCGACAUCCUUCUCACCGACUUGCACGUGCAACCGAAUCGAGAGAGCACGAAAACUGGAUACACCGCCUUGAUGCUCUGUUCAGAGUUUGCUUCUUUAAAAUGUUGCGAAACGUUGUGCCGAAAAGGCGCAGACGUCGCCCAACUUUCCGUCAUGCUCGAAUGCGACGCCAUGGAUAUCGCGCACCACAGAAAACACGCGGAGGUUAAGCAGUGUUUACUCGGAUUUGGCGCCGUUCCAAUCGCAGAUGAUGAUUAA